GUCUGCUCCCUUGCUAAGAAACGGCCUGGGUGGGCUGCAACAACAGAGCCUCCGCAUGUCGGGGCGGCCCCUGCCCGGGCUCGGGCUCUCUGCGUUUCUCUUGCUGGCCCUGGCGGCUUGGUCUCCUCUCUGUGCGCCAGAAUUAUCAGGAGCGGAAAGGGUGACUCCCGCGAGUGGCCGCAGCGGCCACCGGGCCCAUCCUGGCUUCAUGGCCCGGGCGCUGGCGGUGCUUCCCGAUCCAGCAGUUGUUCGAGCGGCUCUAUCCCGAGCUUUGGCCUUACGCCCCAAAGUGUCUGACAAUCUUGCGUCUCCCAAGCCUGUCUCCACUCUGAUCUCUCACCUGCCCGAGAGAGCAUCUCAAACCCUGCCUCCUCCUGUGACCACUCAAGCUCCCACCUGGCCUCCAGAAUUGUCUCAGACCCUACCAUCAAUGGUUUUAAUGCCUCGCCUAUCUUUAAAAGCACUUCAAAUUCGGGCUACGUCCUCCUUGGUGCCUGCCCCAGAUCCAUUGGCACCUCAAACAGCUGCAUCCUUGGUGCCAGCCCCAACUAUCUUGUCUCAUAUUCUGACAUCUCAAAUACCAGCUGCAUCCUUAGAGAAAACGGAAGCGUCAAUGUCAACUCACAUACCAGCUGCCUCCUUGGUGCCGGCCAAAACACUGAUAUCCCCUCUGAUUUCAUCCCUAGUGCCCACCCAAACUUUAACAUCAUCACCUAAGUCUCUAGGUGCGUCUUUUGUGGUCACUCAGACUUCCCAGUUAAUUCAGACUCUCACUCCACCCCUAGUACCUAUCCAAACUCCAGUCUCAUUUCUGCCUCUGGCUACACCCAGAGAGCACUCCCCAACAACUCCAACCCGGCUUCCAAUAUUGCCUCAGAAUCUAGCUGUGUACAUGAUGUCCACCCAAGUUUUCAAAUCGUCUCAGACUUCAACUACACCAUUGGUGCACUCUGCCACCCCAACCCCAUCUCUAGUAAUACCGCAGACGAUGGCUGUGCUCUUGGUGCCUGCUCAGACACUCGUAUCACCACAGAGUCGAGCUCCAACUGUGAAGCAUACUCAGAUUCCAGCCCCACUUCUGCAAUUGCCUCAGACUCUGCCUCUAUUGUUUAUCUCUGGUAAUGCUCCUAACCAACCACCUCAGGCUCUAGUGCCCUCCCAAACUCCAAUCCUACCUUCUGUACCUCAGAAAAAUGGUCGGGUGCUAACUUCAACUGAGGCACUGACUCUGGCUGUUGUGCCACCUCCAGAACUGACCAUUCCUCCAGCUCCACCCCCAGAACCACCUCCAAAGCCAACAAAGCUUUAUCCUCCAUCUCCAGAGAUGACCAAAAUCUUGCUUCUGCCUCUAGAGUUAAAGAAGGUUCCAGUUAAACUUCUGUCAGUUUCAAUGGUGGAAAAGCAGCGGUCUCAGACUCCAGGACCACCAUCUUUAGUAUUGCAGAAGAACAUCCGGGAAAACAACUCUGUCUGCUUGGGCCCAUGUACUUGCAAAGCUGGAACUCUGUCCUGUACUGGCCUCAGUCCUGAACUUCGCCUGCACAGAAUACCAGUGCCAGGACCCAAAGCCCACAACCUCACCUUCUUUUCCCUAGAUUUCCAUGGGAACUCUAUUUCUGUCAUUGAGAGAGGUAUCUGGAAGUCAUACCCUUGGGCUGAGGUUCUAAAUCUCAAGGAUAAUGCUUUGCAUAAACUACACAAGAAUACCUUUGAAGGCCUGCUGUCCCUCCAGUAUUUGGAUUUAUCCUGCAAUAAAAUCCAUGUUAUAGAGAGGCGUGCAUUUGAACCAUUACCUUUUUUGCAGUUUUUAAACCUUGGUUGCAAUUUACUCAAAGAACUCCGUUAUGGAAUAUUUCAAACCUGGCAUGGAUUGCAGUUUUUCCAAAAGUUAAUUCUCACUGAUAAUCCUUUGUCAACCAUUGAAGAUAGUUUUUUUUCCCAAUUGCCAUCAUUGAAAUAUUUGGAUAUAAGUAGAACAGAAGUACCACUUAUGACCAUCGAGAAUAUCCUGGUGACAGCUCUCAAGUUACAGACACUAGUCUUACCUAGCAAUAUUGCUUGCUGCCUGUGUCAGUUUAAAAAGAAUAUCGAAAGUACCUUCAAGACAAUAAAGCUACAGUGUGAAAGCAAGUGCUUCACUAACUCCUUUCUUUGUGAUCAAAAAGAAUCCAUAGAAGAUAUACAAAGACAGUUCACAAAUACAUUGCAAUCCAGAACAAAGAAUUCAAGUAUUGAACUAAACCUACAGCCUGAGAAAGUGUAUAUAGAUAGUGGUAUCUAUUCUUUACCUUUGCUAACUGAAAAAUUAAGUUCUAAUGGUGAAAUCGAUCUUCUUGAUGCAGCAGCAAAGUAUUUGUUGCCAAACCUCCCAAAGGGUAAAGUCAAAAAUAUAGAAUUGAAAUUACUCCCAUUUAUUAAGACACUUAACACCCAUUUGCGAAAUGGAGAAAAAACUUCAAGUUCUUCAACAACUCAAACAUCGUGGGCCUCGUUUGAUCCAAUACAGAUCAAUUUGUCUGAUGAAAUUCAAUUGAGGAAACUUUAUUUUGUGACAAAUUUGCUAGAAACCUAUCUUCGAGAAAAAAUGUAUUAUAUUAAAAACAAGCAUGAAAAACAUGUCAAAGCUAAAUAUCCAGUACUUCGAAAGAAAUGGAAAACCUUCACCCUGGAAAGAAGCAAGAAAUGUGAUGAAGUGUCUGGAAAAUGCAGCCAGCCCCCAGCCAGCAGUGAAAGAAAGGCAGUAGAUAGGGGAGUGGAUGCCUGCAAGGGACAGUUUUGCACAAAGAUGAAGCUAGUGGAAAUAGGGAAAGUCAGGAGCAGUGAGAAGAGCAAGGAAAAAAAGCAUUCAGAAGGUACUUACCACAAAAGGGUGCAGGGAAAACAGGAAAGUGUCAGAUCCUCUCUGAAAAACAUUGCCAAAGGAAGGACAAGAGUUUUGGGGCAAAUUGUGAAAAGGCUACGAAAUCAAGGCUGGCACCCCCGUGUAGGCUCUCUUUCAACUGCCAAUCCCCUGGCAGCAACAUUGGAGGACAGGAGCAAAUCGGAUGGUUUAACACAUUCAAUUACUACUUCAAAAAAUGCAAAUAAAAGGCCUAAGUAUAAGGCACAAAAAGAAAAACAUGGAAUUGGCACAGCAUUUCAAAAAGACCACAGUGUAGUCUUACCUUCUAAUAAAAAUCAUAUUUUUCAUAAAACAAAAUCCCGUAUAGCCAAUGUAUUCCCCAAGACUAAGCAGAGCCAGAAGGUAAAAAAUAAACUUUCACAAAAUAGAUGGUUACAUAAAAACCCUGUUUACACAGAGCCGAGAAGCCUUAUAAAUAAUCCUUCUACAAAGGUGGUUUCACUUGCUUCAGAAAGCAGAAUGUCAGCCAAGACUUUGAAAGGGAGUAUCCCAGCAAAGGCUUCUGAAAGAUACCCUACAAUAAAGACUCCUUCAGAAAAGACUACUGCCGCUUCCAGACAGGAGGAAGAAGUCAUUUUAGAUAGUUCUUUGUCAGCUGUUCAACCAAUCAACAAAACCCACUGGAAAUAUAAAGGGAAGGAUAAAUUUCUACCCAAAUCAAAGGGCCGCAACUCUUCUAAUUUUUCUGCUUCACCAGAAUCGUUUGAAAUGGAACUGAACCAACGGUUACAACCUCUAAUUCCCAAUGAAGCAAUGAGGAACCUCAUUUCCCACGUUGCCGGAACUUUACAAAAGGAUUGUGUGGGGCGUAAGAUGCAACUGGCCUGUACCAAGCUCAUCUCAAAAACGGGUCUCUUGAUGAAACUGCUCAGUGAGCAAGAAAAGAUGGAACAGAAACUUGAGCAUCAGGAUUCCAACCUCUGGAUAGAUGAGACAGACCUCAGUGACAGCACUGACCUGCAAAAGGCCCUAGGCCAGCUGCAAAAAGAUGAGAUGACAAAAGACACUACAGGAUUUGGCUAUAACAACAAACUUCUCUUGGCCAUCUCAGUGACAGUAGUGGUAAUGAUCAUUAUUGCUGUGAUUUGUCUCAUUGAGAUUUGUUCCCAUAGAUCAAGAACUUCAAAAACUGAAACAAAACACUCAUUCAACUUAUGGAGAUUUUUAACAUCUUUCCAUAAGAAGUCUUCCAGAAAAAGUCUCGAAGAGGAUGGGGAUGUCUACAAAAAAGGAAAGCCCCUCUGGCUGAAGGAUAUGUAUCGGCCACUAGAUGCCACACGCAAAAAGAACAUGGCCCAAAAGCUACGUGACCAAGACUCCUCUGAUGAGGAUGAAAUUUUCACCCAAGAGGGAAGGAAUGAAGGAAAAAAGAGCCGCGAAAAGAAAAAAUGAAGAUUAAAAUAAAGCCUCAGACAGAGAUUCAUCAACAUUAUUUUGUGAAUAUUGGUUUCUCAACAAUAUUUGUAAAAUUCUAUUUUUAUCAUAUUAAAUGCAUACGAUCCACUUCCAGUUAUGUGAUCAAGAAGUAAAAUGAAAUAAUGACAUCUAUUUUCAGCAAAAGAAGGGAUGGUCUUCGUCAGACUUUUUGGAUCAGGGUAAGAAAAGGCAAAGAUCUUUGAAAUGCCUACAUAAGCUUGAUACUUGGUACACU
Antechinus flavipes (yellow-footed antechinus) is the source of this 4553-nucleotide messenger RNA. RefSeq names its product leucine-rich repeat-containing protein 37B-like. Bases 56 to 4294 code for a protein of 1412 amino acids. Gene Ontology annotation, molecular function: protein binding. The record is from RefSeq and is a predicted model, not a curated record. The transcript is spliced from 14 exons. NCBI's taxonomy places the organism in Eukaryota, Metazoa, Chordata, Mammalia, Dasyuromorphia, Dasyuridae.